AUGGCCCGCAGAAGAAUUGCAAUUAUUGGAGCCGGUGCCAGCGGUUUGGUUUCAAUCAAAACCUGCCUGGACGAGGGUCUGGAUCCCGUCUGCCUGGAGAGGACUGACGACAUUGGCGGGCUAUGGCGGUACACGGACAACGCCGUAGAUGGCCAAGGCUGCGUCAUGAAGUCGACCAUCGUGAAUACCAGCAAGGAAAUGAUGUGCUUCAGCGAUUUCCCUGUGCCGAAGGAAUUUCCAAACUUCAUGCACAACACGCUGGUUCAAAAAUACUUCGACAUGUACUGUGACCAUUUUGAUCUCAGAAAACAUAUCCGUUUUAGGAAGGCAAUCCUUAACAUCAAACCCGCUAGCGAUUUCGUCUCGACCGGACAGUGGGACAUUGAAAUUAAAGACCUUCCAUCUGGAACCGUUAGUACCGAAACUUAUGACGGCGUAUUGAUUUGUACAGGUCAUCAUGCUUUCAAGAAUUCCCCGUCGUUCCCGGGACAGGAGGAGUUCCGAGGUCAGGUGAUGCACGCGCACGAUUACCGGACUCCAGCUGGAUUUGAGGGAAAGAAAGUCGUGGUCAUAGGAGCGGGCAAUUCUGGAGGAGACAUUGCUGUUGAACUAAGCAGGGUUAGGUCACAGGUCUUCCUUUCUACCCGAAGCGGAGCCUGGGUAUUUAACCGUCUAUCGUAUGAAGGUGUGCCUUACGACCUCUUAGACUAUCGCCGGAUCGUCUGGAAAAUCGUCGAUUGGAUGCCCGAAUCACUGAUCAACGCCUUGAUGGAAAGACGUCUAAACAACCGCUUUGACCAUGUGACAUACGGCAUCCAAUGCAAGCACCGUUUUCGUAGCGUCCAUCCAAUGACCAACGACGAGCUUCCAGGAUGUAUUGCGAGUGGGGGCGUGGUAGUCAAACCCAAUGUUAGCCGAAUACUAAAAACAGGCGUUGAAUUUGAUGACGGCACUGUGGAGGAGAACGUCGAUGUGGUAGUCAUAGCAACUGGGUAUACUAUAGGGUUUCCUUUCAUAGACCAAAGUGUGAUUGGUGUCAGUGAUAAUCAGGUAAAUCUUUACAAGUAUGUCUUCCCGCCGGAUUUGGUGCACCCCACGUUGGCCGUCAUUGGUUGCAUUCAGCCCAUAGGAGCCAUUAACCCAAUAGCCGAGAUGCAGGCUAGAUGGGCUACCAAAGUCUUCAAAGGAGAACUAUCUCUACCAUCACGGGAAAAUAUGGUGGCCGACAUAGCUGACAAGAAGAUGCGGAUGCGCAAGCGCUACGCAGAAGGAGCACAUUACACCAUUCAGGUGGAUUAUGUUCCUUUCAUGGAUGAACUGGCUACACUUGUUGGAUGUAAACCAUCAAUAGGAAAACUCCUGCUAAAAGACCCUCGUUUAGCAUUGGAGGUGUUUCUAGGUCCUUGUACACCGUAUCAAUAUCGCCUUCAAGGCCCUGGUCAGUGGGAAGGGGCAAGAGAGGCCAUAAUGACCACCUUUGACCGCGUGGUGUUUCCCACAAAAACCAGAGUCGUGGAGAAACCUAAGACGGAGGGCUCCAACUACAUGCUUGUGUUAUUGGCUGGGGCGCUGAUACUAGCCGCGUGGUGUUUUAUGUGACGUCUAAUGUGACUUAUAUUAGAUGAAACAGGACAUUGUACGUCUUCUGAAGUGAAACCCGUAAAACACUGUGCACAAAAAAAGAAAAAAAAAAGACAUGCGAAUCAAGUCUUCAUUUCAUUUGAUUCUAGUACCAUCACUAGUAUUAGUUAGGACCGUAUUUAGUGGACGUUGAAAUUGCAGUCGUUGUAUUGCACUGUAAUACUUAUUAAUCAACUGUUUUCCAAUGGAUACUACAUGAACCAGUACGUGUAUGUACAUGUAUCAUAUCCGUCUUGUAUUUCGUCUUUCCUUUUCUAUUCAUUUAAUGUGAAACAUACCGAGUAGAAUAUUUCAGAAAUAAAUAUAAUACUGAAAUUGGUAAAAACAAUUGCAGAAAAUUUGCUUCCUAAGCUCUACAGCUGACA
Molecule: messenger RNA, 2006 nt
Organism: Lingula anatina
Lineage: Eukaryota; Metazoa; Brachiopoda; Lingulata; Lingulida; Lingulidae
Product: flavin-containing monooxygenase 5-like
Molecular function (GO): flavin adenine dinucleotide binding; NADP binding; N,N-dimethylaniline monooxygenase activity
Source: RefSeq, a predicted model, not a curated record